AAAGCUUUCCAUAGAUAUGCGUCCAUGGGGAUAAUUUUGUCACAUAGUGCGUUAAUUUCGUCAAAGGAGCUUGCUGAUGAACCAGAAGCACGUGGUUUUUAAAUGAGCAAAGUGACUCACAAUCCUUCGUGGCUAAUUAACUGAGCUGUAUAUAAAGUCUCUAUUUGUCUACUCCUAUGGCGGCUAUUCGUAAUCCAAUUGUCCCCAGCUCUCCACAUGGCUCAGCCAAUCCACAGCGCCGCGGCCCACUUCACGACCUUUUUCGGCCACUGGCUCGAUCACCACCAGGCCCUUCUCGACCAGCUCCUGCCCCUCGCUGCCUCCAAUGGACUGACGACUGAUCAUAACAGCCACCAGCUUGCAUCCGCAAUCGGCCAAGUCCUCCUCCACUACCAGCACUACUUCGACGAGGCAUCGAAGUUAGCCCGCGAAGACAUCUUCCUCCUCCUCUCCGCCCCGUGGCUCUCCCCGCUGGAGCGGACGUUUCUAUGGAACGGCGGGUUCAAGCCCACAUUGGUGUUCAGCUUAAUCGACGGCCGGGACCUGACGGCGGAGCAGGUGCGUGACAUCGAGCAGCUGAGAGCCGAGGCGAAGAGGAAGGAGAGGGAGCUCGGGGAGGCGAUGGCUGGCGUCCAGGAGAGCGUGGCUGCUCCGCCACUGCAGGGGCUGCUGCGGCUACGGGCGAGGGGGGCGAGAGCGUUGGAUGGGGAGGAACCAGACUUGGAGAUGGCAGUGGAGGGGCUGAGGGCGGCGAUGCGGGGGGUGCUGGAGGGUGCCGAUGCGCUUCGUGGGGCCACGGUGAGGGGGUUGAUGGAGGUCCUGAGGCCGGACCAGACCGUCCGCUUCCUGGUGGCGGCCGCUGAGUUCCAGCUCCGCGUUAGGCGGUGGGGCUUAGAAGGAAAUUCUAAGAUUAGCAAAUGGAGAUAAUUUGUUCCUAACAAUUAUAUAGUGUUGGGAACAAAAUACUAUAUUUUUAUUUACUACUAAUAAUUCACAUCUUUCUCUAAGCAAAAAAAAAAUAAAAUCCAAAGAAUCUUUAUAUCUGUGGGCAAUGAUAGCUAAAUUAAUAAUUGUACCGUCAGAGGCUUUUUUUAUAAAUUUAUCAUUUUU
Molecule: messenger RNA, 1110 nt
Organism: Punica granatum (pomegranate)
Lineage: Eukaryota; Viridiplantae; Streptophyta; Magnoliopsida; Myrtales; Lythraceae
Source: RefSeq, a predicted model, not a curated record